UCCCUCCCUCCCGCCCGCCAAGAUCUCCCUCAGCGGCUCAUUCUGUGAGCUGGGAUUGGCUGCUGGCCGGAGGAGAUGGGGUGGCACGCGGCGGGCUGCAGGCGCUUGUGACCGGGUUAGAGGAGAGACGCUGCUGAGCGGGAGCCGCUCCGUCCCAGGGUGAGGUGGGGAAGCGAGCAGAGAAGCGCCCGGCCCGGCCGAGCGGAGACGGAACCACCUGCUCGCCUAGAGCCAGCCAUGCCUGCGGGGAGCAACGAGCCCGACUGUCUCCUCAGCUACCAGCUCUGGUUGCUUUCUGGAAUGAAGAGGUGGCUUGGGCAGUCAACACGAUCGCUCCCAAGGGCCCUCUCCCGCAAAGCAGAGCCUGUGCAACACCUUGGUAUACAACUGAGUUGAGGAUGAUGAAGCAAGCUGGGAGACACCUGGAAUAGACCUGAAGAUGAGGCUGUUGUGGAUCUGGGAGGCACCAGCAAUGUCGUCAACAUUCAUUAUGAGCCAGAAGAGCUGGAAGGGCAUAGGACUCUGUAUGUUGGGGUACGGAUGCCAUUGGUGCGACAGGGUCACAGACAUCACCGAACUCAUGGCCCGAAACAUAGGAAGCGGGACCGGGCAAAGGGAACCAUUCCAGAAGAGUCGACUCAUGAUACCCCAUCUCAGAGAGUUCAGUUUAUCCUUGGCAUGGAGGAAGAUGAGGAGCACAUGCCCCACGAUUUGUUCACAGAAAUGGAUCAAAUCUGUAUGAAAGAGGGUGAAGAUGCUGAGUGGAAGGAAGCAGCAAGGUGGCUGAAGUUUGAGGAAGACGUGGAAGAUGGAGGAGAGCGCUGGAGUAAACCAUAUGUGGCUACUCUUUCAUUGCACAGUCUCUUUGAGCUGAGGAGCUGCAUCAUCAAUGGGAUUGUCCUUCUGGAUAUGUGUGCAAACACCGUAGAAGAAAUUGCAGACAUGGUUCUGGAUCAGCAUGAACCUUCCAGUGACCUUGAUGAAACUACCCGUAAAAAAGUCUGGGAAGCCCUCUUGAAAAAGCAUCAUCAUCAGAAUGAGAAGAAGAGAAACAAUCUCCUCCCGAUUGUCCGCUCUUUUGCUGAGGGUGGACAGAAGAAGUCAGAUCCUCAUUCAAUGGAUAAGACAGUUCCCACACUGACUCUUCAGCCUCCUUCACACUCUCCAGAUGGGAGAAAUGGAUUGAGCCACGAUACUACCCCGACAGACUUGAGCAAGGCAGAGCUUCAUUUUAUGAAGAAAAUCCCCAUCGGAGCGGAAGCCUCAAAUGUUCUUAUAGGAGAGUUGGAUUGUCUUACUCGACCCAUCGUUGCCUUUGUGCGCUUAACACCAGCUGUUCUACUCCCAGGCAUGACUGAAGUUCCAAUCCCUACCAGGUUCUUAUUUAUCUUGUUGGGUCCGAUAGGCAGAUUACAGCAGUAUCAUGAGAUUGGAAGGUCAAUGGCUACCCUCAUGACUGACGAGAUUUUUCAUGAUGUUGCUUACAAAGCCAAGGACCGUAGUGACAUUUUAGCUGGGAUUGAUGAAUUUCUAGACCAGGUGACAGUGUUACCACCUGGAGAAUGGGAUCCAUCAAUUAGGAUUGAGCCACCAAAAAAUCUCCCUUCCCAGGAUAAGAGAAAGAUGCCAGGAACACCAGGAAUCCCUAAUGGAACUGCUUGCCAUGAGGAACCUGAAGAUCACAGCGGGCCAGAGCUCCAGAGAACAGGAAGGCUCUUUGGUGGCUUGAUCCUGGAUGUGAAACGGAAAGCUCCUUGGUACUGGAGCGACUUUAAAGAUGCUAUAAGUUUGCAGUGUGUAGCUUCCUUCCUCUUCCUGUACUGUGCCUGCAUGUCUCCUGUGAUUACCUUUGGGGGGUUGCUUGGAGAAGCAACAGAUGGACGGAUAAGUGCAAUGGAAUCCUUGCUUGGAGCUUCAAUGACUGGGGUAGUAUAUUCACUCUUUGCUGGUCAGCCUCUCACCAUCCUUGGAAGUACUGGGCCAGUACUGGUCUUUGAGAAAAUUUUGUUCAAGUUCUGCAAAGACUAUGGCCUUUCUUAUCUCUCUCUACGAACCUGCAUUGGCCUAUGGACUGCUUUCAUGUGCCUCUUGCUUGUGGCAACUGAUGCCAGCUCUCUCGUCUGCUACAUCACUCGCUUUACAGAAGAAGCAUUUGCCUCUUUGAUCUGUAUGAUUUUCAUCUACGAGUCUCUAGAGAAAUUGUUUAGGCUGGGAAGGACCUACCCAAUUCACAUGAAUACUGAUCUUGACCGUCUGAGCUUGUAUUACUGCAGAUGCUCAGUCCCCAAGGAGCCCGACAAUUACACUCUCAACUACUGGAACAACAACAACAUCAUUCCCUCAACAGUCACAUGGGCUAAUCUCACCAUCUCUGAAUGUGAGAAGAUGCACGGAGAAUUCGUAGGACCUGCUUGCGGACUUAAAGGCCCUUUUACCCCUGAUGUUCUUUUCUGGUGCUGCAUCUUGUUCUUUACCACUUUUAUCCUGUCGAGCACGCUGAAGCAAUUUAAAACCAGCAGCUAUUUCCCAACAAGAGUACGUUCCAUGAUAAGUGACUUUGCUGUUUUCAUUACCAUUGUUACAAUGGUGGUGAUUGACUUUUUAAUUGGAGUCCCAUCACCAAAGCUACAGGUCCCCAGUGCCUUCAAGCCCACAAGAGAUGAUCGUGGGUGGCUUAUUAAUCCAAUAGGGACCAACCCCUGGUGGACGAUAUUAGCAGCUAUUAUCCCAGCUCUUCUCUGUACCAUACUCAUAUUUAUGGACCAGCAAAUCACAGCAGUCAUUGUGAACAGGAAGGAACAUAGACUUAAGAAAGGGUGCGGCUAUCACCUGGACCUUCUCAUGGUGAGCAUCAUGCUUGGUGUGUGCUCAGUGAUGGGGUUGCCUUGGUUUGUUGCUGCUACUGUCCUUUCCAUCAGCCAUGUCAACAGUCUCAAAGUGGAGUCUAGCGCAGCAGCACCUGGAGAACAGCCUAAAUUCCUGGGCAUAAUUGAGCAAAGAGUCACUGGACUGAUGAUCUUUGUACUCAUGGGCAUCUCUGUCUUUAUCACCAGUGUGUUAAAGUUUAUACCUAUGCCCGUCCUCUAUGGUGUGUUCCUAUACAUGGGAGUUUCUUCUCUGAGAGGGAUUCAGUUUUUUGAUCGCUUGAAGCUUUUUGGAAUGCCAACCAAACACCAGCCAGACUUCAUCUACCUACGGCAUGUCCCUUUACGUAAAGUGCACCUCUUCACUGUGAUCCAGCUGAGCUGCCUCAUCAGUCUCUGGGUCAUUAAGGCCUCUCCUGCUGCUAUUGUCUUUCCUAUGAUGGUUUUGGCAUUGGUCUUUGUCCGGAAAGUCAUGGAUUUCUGUUUUUCGAAGCGUGAACUCAGCUGGCUUGAUGACCUUAUGCCAGAGAGCAAGAAGAAAAAACUGGAUGAUGCAAAGAAAGAGGCCGACGAAAUAGAGGAGUCUGAGAAGAUGAUCGAAGAAGCUGCUUCAAAUACUGUGAUUGAAAUACCUGUGGUGAAUAAAAGUUAUCUGAGUGUACCUGGACACACUGCACUGCCGCCACGCAAUUCUUCACUAAAACCUAACAGGCCUGAUCCUGCAGACAUUAACAUAUCUGAUGAAAUGUCUAAAACAACUAUGUGGAAGACCAUCACCAUGAAUACAGAAAAGCCCUGAUUCCAAAGAGAAGAGCAUUUGUUGGUCUACAGCUUUGCCUCUCGGUUUAGGAUGAGGAGUAGCAGCACAUGAAGAUGACUCAGGGAAGAGCCAAGACAUGCAGGGGAGAAAAUACUUUUGAAACAGAAGGGCACAAGCAAACAAACUGCCCCGAUACGUCCUUCAUAUAAGUAACUGGGUUCAUAUUAAAGCCAUUCAGAAGUCUUUUGAUUACCCUUUGUGUGCUUCAGUGGGCAUUCUAAUUAUCUUCAGACCAGCAAAUCAAGACGCACAAGCAGUCAAUGGAAGUUCAGUGUUACAGCCUCUGUGUGUGUGUGUGUGUGUUUGCUGUGUGGCAGUCUCUUAGUUGUAGAGGGACUGCUGCCACUGUGUGUACUUUAUUUUUUACAGUAUCCAUUUCUUAAUAAUAUAAACUUUGAAUGUACAACAGCAACACAACUAUUUUAGAUUCUUUUUUCUGCUAGUACUCUCCUUAUUUACUUGUUCUUUGCAGACUACUUUAUCAGUAACAGGAUUUGGUUGAAUUUUUACAUUGAAUCAUUUUAUAUAGUUGUCAGGAGAGCAAAUGAUAAGGGAUAAUGCAAUAUUUUCAAGCAGGGUCAGGGGACGAAUUGCUGAUUUUAAUUUAUUUUAAAAAUCAAAAUCAAGUUGCUUAAAUUCUAUUCAACUCUUUCAGUCUACCCCCCCACCCAAAACCAGGUAUUCUUGUGACAAGGUCCUCAUUCAUCAAAACACUUAAACUGUAUCUCACAAUAUAGAUAUGGGCCAAUCAUCUCUGUGUUGCUUUGUCUAGCUCCUAGAUGAAUCCAGCCAAACCAUUAUCUCAGCCAUGUAAAUAAGCUGGUGGGAGAAAGGUGAUUGGCUCAAAAGCCAUUGAUGUCAGAAUGCAUAUUGAUUAGAUAGGUGCCUGAAGCCUAUGUAGUACCGAGGUUGGGGGGGGGCAGUGGGCUAAUAUGGGGAGAGGGGUUGGGGCUAGGGAGACUGAAAUGCCAGGUAGCAAGAGCUGCCCCAGCAGGGAUUCAUUCUGAGGGGAGUACCUUGGGUCAGGACUCAGGAAUCUUAGUGUUUCAGUGCAUGGAAGCCUGAUGAGUAGUCUUCACUCUCUUUGAAAUUAAAUUGAAGCAAAUGUUAACCAGCAAAGCCUAGGAAAGAUUAAUGAGUUAUUGCAAUGCAUCUACACAAAGAACUAGAUGGAUUAUAAAAAAGGAUAGAUGCAGGGCCAUUUGAGUUCAUCACUUGCUUUAAAGAACAGCACAGGCUUUCUGGGGUGGUGGGGGGACACACAGCAACAACCCCCACACCUGCAACAAAUGGGAAAAGGCUUAUAUCAUCCACCACCACUACUGCUGUACUACUGGGAAGAGCCACAGCUGCUCAUGUUACAGGGCAGAGUCACACUCUGCGUCCUGACCCAUCCAGGACAGGCAAAAAAUGUGGGACUUGAAGUGUGACGGGGAGGAGUAUGGUGAUGUAUGAGGAAAGGGGCUGCGUUUCCCCCACUGCUUGUCAGACUGCAAACAAGUUGAUAACCCCGAGGUCUAGAAUAGUUUGUGGGAACCUCAGUCUUCUCAAGCUUAGGGUGGCCCUGCCCCCCCCCAAGUUAACAUCUGGAAAAUAUGAGAAAGAGGGGAAGGAGAAAUGACCUACUGACUUUUCAGGAUGAGUUGAUAGUAUAUGCCCUGACUUGCACUGCAUUUCCAUUCUACCAGGAGGACCAGCAUUCCCACCUGCCCCGCCCCCCGGCAGUGAUUUGUGGUAGGCAUUCUAUUCUUUUUGUCAUAAUCUUUGAGGAACAAGGAUUGAUAGGCUAGGUGGAUCUAGGACAGGUUUCCAGCCUAGCCACAGUGCUUUCUUGCUGACUGCCCCCCACCCCCGCAUGGCUUUCUCAUUUUCUUUCUAAAAGCUUGCUUAUACUAAGUAUGUCCUUUGUUGUUUUCAAAAUCAGAGCAUGUGUUUACUGAAGAUAUUUUGAAAAAGGGAGAACUCAGAUGAAUGUAUCUACACUACAAACUUAACACUGGUUUAACCAUUAUUCCUUCUUUCUAGGGAGCCCUGGAAUGGUAACACUGUGAGGGGUGUGCAUAGAUCUCUAACUGGGGCUCUUCAGCUCUUCAGCUAAUCACAGUUCCAAAGAUACUUUGGGAGAAAGUCUGGUAGUGUAACUGGUAUAAAAUCGAUAAAGGUUUGCAGAAUUGAUUGAUUAAGUGCCGUCAAGUCGGUGUCAACGCUUAGCGACCACAUAGAUAGAUUCUCUCCAGGAUGAUCUGUCUUCAACUUGGCCUUUAAGGUCUCUCAGUGAUGCAUUCAUUGUUGUUAUAAUCGAGUUCACCCACAGUAUUCUAAUGUAACGGGGGUUGGUUUUUUCAAAGUGCUAUUAGUGCAUACAUUCGGAACAUAUGUCAGAAAAGGUUAUCUGUGAUUCUGACCUUUUCUAUGAUGAUCUCAGCAGAAUCUUCUAUUCUUUUUCCAUAUUGCUCCCAUGUUCAUAGAAUCAUAGAGUUGCAAGGGACCUUGGAAGUUUUCUAGUCAGAGCCCCUGCUCAAUUUAGGAAUUAAAUGAAAAAGGAGAUAGUGGUGCAGGUACUCAGGGCAUCAUUUUAGCAAUCCAGCCCCUAAAGCCUGUUAUUUAAAUGCUUGACUCACCAUGAAAGUAAAGCCAAGAAAAUCAGAGUUCCUGCAUUAGUGUUGUAUCCAUUCAAAUCACUAUCCUAAAUUGUUUCAAUUUUUAUGCUAUUCCAUGAGUAUUAAUUUUUCUUUAGAAUUGAAAAAUAAUCUAGGCAUCUCCAGCUUAACCUGUAAGCCAAAGACCCUUAAAAGUCUGCUUGUCAGAUCAUAGAUUAGAUUAUAUAGCAAUUCAGGUUUGACAAGGUUUAUUUUCAUUAAUAUUCAAAGGUUUGGGCUCUUGCAAAGAACUCUUCUUUGAUCUAGCUGCUCAGGUUUUUCAAGGCUUUUUUUCUGUAACUUUCAAAAUAGUUCAGGUUUUUGAAGGAGUUUUCCUCUGAUGUAGCACACAUUCCUUUUGGAAACCUUAUAUUAAUUCCCAUAAAUAUUGUGUAGGAAACUGCCAUGAACGUGAAUCUGAAUGAAACUAAAGCAAAGUGAGAAGAUCAAAAUUCAAUCAGGACAGAGCAUGAUUAUAUGUAUCUUGCUCAAAGUGAGUAUUUGCAGGUCGAAAUGUGGUAAAUAAAUAAAAUAAAUCUGUAGCUGAACAUAUUAAGUCAAUAUAGGAUAUCAUCUCACAGUAUUUGUAGACCAAAUUAUGGAGUGUUGAAUGGGUAGCAAGUAGGAAGUAAUGGAAGCUCUCUCUUGUCUAAUGCUGCAAGGAGCUGUAUGACAGAACUGUGGAGCUAAACUAUAUGGUACAUAGCUGUGGGUGUUUGGGGCAUUUGUGGACUUCUAGACUAGAGAUCUUAAAAGAAUGUAAGAUUGGACUAGAAGCAGGUUCAGCCCUGAGAAGUUAGCUCAGCAAAGCCUCUUUUUUGUGAAUUAGGAGGGCAUAGAGAGAAAGAUCAAGCGGGUUGUGGCUGGACCAGUUCAUUUGAUCCUCUUAAUUCUGCUAGGAUUUGUUAUAUAUAGACUAGCUUGAAACAAAUUUGGAGAGAAAUAUUCCCAAGCAAAUGUCUAAUUUACAUUUGCUUGCAAAAAUCCAAAUGUGUCAUUUCCCAGUGGGUUGGAGAUGUAUCUAGGCCUACAGGGGGAUCUAAGAAUAAGAACUGUGAGAUAAGACAGGAGAAAGAAGAGGUAACAGAUUGGCUGGGACUUUUUGGUAGAAAAUAACUAUGGGGCACACUGUGAUUCUUUUUUAAGUCCACUGAGCCAAAGGAACCGAAGCCCAGUUGGUUGGAACUCUUGGAGCUUUUUCAGACAGCAAGCUUUACUGUGAGUUCAGGGCAUAGGAUAUUCCAAAGCAAAAAGAGGAUUUUUUCCCCCCAGAGGAAAAAACCCAAAUCGUGUGUGAAGUGCUCUCUGAAAUAUCGCACAGACUUGGGGGUAAAUCUGGCUGAUAUGUGAAUGGACACCCAUCCUCCCAAAAUAAAGAGUUGCAGUAAAGUUGACAUCUGAAAAAGCUCCUGGGGCAUUAUCCCAUAUGAAGCAGGAACUUUUCUUUUAUUCCACAGAGAUGGGGAGGUGCGGGUGGGGGUGGGAAUUCGAACAAUGCCUGGCAAUGGUUGGGGGACCAAAAGUGUUGGAAGGAGACAGAGUGGCAGAAUCUUGACUUGGAGUCCACAGUGUCUCUCAGGGGAUUGUUUUCUGAGAGGCUUUAGAUACUAGAAUCUAUGUAAAUUCCUAAGGCACUUCAGUCUUCUUUUUGAAAAUGAACACCCAAAUGAAGAGUUUCAUAAUCCUCACUGAGGAAGGAGGGGAAUCAAAGAAAAGGUGCUGGCACAUUUUUCUACUGUAUCUUCCUCCUAUAAUCACUGUAUGUAGAAAUAGAGAUAUUAUUUUCUUUUUAGAAAUAAAAGAAAAAAUAUUUAUUUUGUUGUAAGAGAAGUAAUUUUAAAAAUACCCAUUCCAUGUUGUAAAUACAUAUAAACAUGGAAAGAUGGACUCUACUUAUGUACAAACUAAAAUAAAUUUGCUAAAUUUAGCUCCAAAACAGAAUACAUAGAUGUAUGGUUUUGUUCUGCUAUAAGAUAACAAACAUUGUUAGUACUGCUUCAUAAUUUACAUUUGUGAAAUGUCUGUCAGUGAUUUAUGAUAUUCUGACAAUCGGAUUUGUGCCUGUCAUGAAUCUACAUGUUGUUAAACAAAAAAAUAAGGAAAAAUAAAAGCAGCCCAUAUUUGUCUAA
This is a messenger RNA of Hemicordylus capensis (graceful crag lizard), 8452 nucleotides long. It is a transcript of the gene SLC4A8, whose product is annotated as solute carrier family 4 member 8. The record is from RefSeq and is a predicted model, not a curated record. Gene Ontology annotation, biological process: monoatomic anion transport; regulation of intracellular pH; transmembrane transport. Gene Ontology annotation, cellular component: plasma membrane. Lineage: Eukaryota; Metazoa; Chordata; Lepidosauria; Squamata; Cordylidae. Gene Ontology annotation, molecular function: monoatomic anion transmembrane transporter activity; sodium:bicarbonate symporter activity; solute:inorganic anion antiporter activity. The coding region runs from base 541 to 3663 and encodes 1040 amino acids. The transcript is spliced from 26 exons.